AUGAUUCCAGAUUGCGUCACCGGUCUCCCUCAUCUAACAGAUCUCAUCAUCCAAAAUUGCAGAAAACUGGUGUCAUUACACGGUCUUCCGCCUUCACUUUUAAAACUCGAUGCAGCUGAUUGUGGAUCGCUCAGAAGCAGACUAGUCCUAUUCAAUAACUGUUUGUCACUAGAUGAAGAAGUAGGAAGAGUAAUCAUACAACUAUGGGAUUACAAGUAUGUAUUCUUACCAGGCAAACAAGUCCCUGCAGGGUUCACUCACAAAGCCACGGGAAAGUCCAUAACCAUCUCUCAAGGGACUUUUUCUCUGUCAUCAAGAUUUAAGGCUUGCCUCUUGCUUUCACCAAACAUAAUGGUCCAGUUCGGUUAUGAUGUUAUUUGUCGUCUAAGAAGCAAAGGUGUUGUCAUCAAUGAACUUGUGCUUUCCGAAGAAUCACGGCCUUUUCAACUGUAUCCACAACUCCUAACAGAGCACAUGUUAGUAUUUUCUGGGGCCCUGUUUAAAGAACACAAAUGCGUUGAAGUGGACACGACUAAGAGCGAGAUUCUAUUUGAAUUCAUGUGCGAUGAAAACAUUAUUGAGUGUGGUGUACAGAUCUUGGCGGAGGAAAGUGAAAGUAGCAGCAGCAAAUGGACCGAGGAGAGUGAUGGAGCCGUUGAGUUUUCGAAAGAUGAAAGUGUCGUGAAAAGCAGCAAGAAUACAGGUUGGCUUAGUAAGCUUGGUCUGAAAAAAGAUAAAUAA
Microthlaspi erraticum is the source of this 741-nucleotide messenger RNA. The record is from the annotation of a GenBank genome assembly. Lineage: Eukaryota; Viridiplantae; Streptophyta; Magnoliopsida; Brassicales; Brassicaceae.